Chrysochloris asiatica (Cape golden mole) is the source of this 381-nucleotide messenger RNA. Its product is annotated as 60S ribosomal protein L21-like. The coding region runs from base 1 to 381 and encodes 126 amino acids. The transcript has a single exon. Gene Ontology annotation, molecular function: structural constituent of ribosome. Gene Ontology annotation, biological process: translation. Gene Ontology annotation, cellular component: cytosolic large ribosomal subunit; ribosome. NCBI's taxonomy places the organism in Eukaryota, Metazoa, Chordata, Mammalia, Afrosoricida, Chrysochloridae. The record is from RefSeq and is a predicted model, not a curated record.
AUGAAAAUCUACAAGAAAGAUGAUAUUGUGGACAAAACGGGAAUGGACACAAUUCAAAAAGGCAUGCCCCACAAAUGUUACCACAGCAAAACUCGAAGAGUUUACAAUGUGACCCAGCAUGCUGUUGGCAUUUCUGUGAAUAAGCAAGUCAAGUGUAAUAUCCUCACCAAGAGAAUUCAUGUGUGCAUUGAACAUAUUAAGUACUCUAAAGGCUGUUAUACCCUCCUGAAGCAAGUGAAGGAAAAUGAUCAGAAAAAGAAGGAAUCCAAAGAGGAAGUUACCUGGGUUCAUCUUACGCACCAGUCUGUUUCCCACAGAAAGGCACACUUUGUGAGCACAAAUAGAAAGGAUCCUGAGCUGCUAGAACCUACUCCCUAUUAA